Molecule: messenger RNA, 1230 nt
Organism: Cyphellophora europaea CBS 101466
Lineage: Eukaryota; Fungi; Ascomycota; Eurotiomycetes; Chaetothyriales; Cyphellophoraceae
Exons: 1
Coding region: 1-1230 (409 amino acids)
Source: RefSeq, a predicted model, not a curated record
AUGGACAAUGACACCACUCCUGAUAUGUCGGACUUACAGGCCUACGCCGGGCCUAGUACCACUAGCGACAGAGUCAAGAACGUGCUGGAAAUGUUUUUCUGCCAGCAGAUUAUCUGGUGGCCGUUGGCAGAACCCAUUCGUCCCCUAAAGUCCGGUAUGACUCGCUACGUGGUCAAAUGUACGGAUCAGUGUACCGACUACAUUGACUUACCAAUCCUAUCUGAGCGUCCUGUUAUGCCUUUCCCGCGGCAUCAAGUCUCUCAACGUCGUCGGACUGUCUUGCACACUUCCACAUUAUCGACGGAUCCAAGGGCCGGCGAGACAGCAAUCGGCCCGGGGCCGUCAAGUAGCCUGCAAAGCCCUCCACUGGCUCGUAGUUCUAGGCUCACCGCGACCGGACAGACUCCAGCAACCAAUUCUGCCACAUCACAUCAGAUCAUAUCAAUUGCUCCCGGCAAGAAGGCCCAAAAACCUGGAUCGUGGAUAUAUUGGUGCGUUACAGGCCGCGACAAGAACUACAAAGUUGUCGACAUAAAUGCUGCAAAGACAGUCUCUACACCUCAAACACAGCAGACCUUGAUUACCGCCGCCGAACUAUCGAGGCAGCUACUCUUCCAUUACCGCAAGCACACCAGAUGGCUUGUCCGCUUAAUGACCAUCUCUUGGUGCGCCUCAGGGAUUUUGAGCGAGUUCAUCUACAUCGGAGUCGGGGCGAACGACGACAUCACUCCCACUGCCAUCUGUCGGCCCUCGAAGGAACCGCCGACUCUCCCUGAUGCACUGGAGUACGAUUACGAGAAAUUCUCUCACACUCCCGGGUUCGACGUCCAGAAAGCCUACUUGCAGGGUGCGAUUAGGCAUUAUAUGGUCGAACAUGUUCGCUUCCAGUGGCCACGGCGCUUUGGUGACCCCAUAACCUGCACACCUGAUGAUAACGGCCUCUGUGACAUGGCCAAGUUUGUUGAUCGGAUACCCAAGAAAUCUCCGUUGAGCGUGCCCAAAGCCCAGGGUGAAGGCGCGUACUGUCUUGAGGCGCGUACCGAGUUAUCCUUUUUCAAGGCUGUGUGUUUGCUCUUUCUUAGCACUUUAGGGUGUGUGAUAUUUGCUAUUGUGUAUAUGAAACAGCACCCGGAUGACUGGGAGAAGGGGGUGGUUCCGCUUACACUGGUGCUGGCUGGCGUGCCUGUAUAUCUGGGAUUGAUCGUGCUAUGGAAGGCCAAUGUCAGCUAA